This is a messenger RNA of Closterium sp. Yama58-4, 753 nucleotides long. Lineage: Eukaryota; Viridiplantae; Streptophyta; Zygnematophyceae; Desmidiales; Closteriaceae. The record is from the annotation of a GenBank genome assembly.
AUGACUGGGCAUUUUGGCUCUUUUCAGAGCGACAAUGCAAUACAUUAUACUGCGAGGCUGCACGAGAAGUUCGAGGCGUUUGAGGUUCAGAUGAGGGGUGCUCUUCCGGAUUUCCUUUCAACAGAGUACUCUGAAAGGUGCAAGGAGGCUCUGAAGGAGGUGGGUGGGAUGUAUCUUCCUAACAUGUUUGACCUGGUUGUGGUGAAGCAGCUGGUUCAGGAGGUGGUGGAGAGCAUUGAAGGGCCGUGCCUGCAGCUGGUGAGCGACUGCUUCGCUUAUGCAAUGCAGGUCCAGCAGGCUGUGACAUCACACGUCUGUGGGUUGUAUCCUGGGCUGAACAACGUGGCGCACCUUCAAGGCACGGAUGCCAUGAGGAAGGCCAAGGAGUCAGCAUACUGCUACAUUCAGGGCCUGUUGACAAAGGAGAAGAAGGUUAUCUUCACGCUCAACCAUUACUACUUGGAUACGAUCAACGUGUUUUCGUAUGUCAAGGUGAUGCAUAAGCGGCUGUGUGAUGUGAUCUCCAUGGAGAUACGGAUGUGCCUUGAGAAUGUUCUCCUGGGUGGCACAGAUGACGCUAUCUGGCGGGAGAUUAAUCUGGAGAAUAAUCGUGCAGACAUAACCAAGAUAGUAGCCUUGAAGGGUGGUGAUCAGCAACGUCGGGCUCGUUUAGAGGAGAGCAUUGAACGUAUGAAGGCAGCUGAAGCCACGCUUCUGUCGCUUGCAUUUGAUGUUCCUAAUUUGCUGGCCUAG